This is a messenger RNA of Marchantia polymorpha subsp. ruderalis, 1231 nucleotides long. Lineage: Eukaryota; Viridiplantae; Streptophyta; Marchantiopsida; Marchantiales; Marchantiaceae. The record is from the annotation of a GenBank genome assembly.
AGUCGUGGGCUCGUGCAGUCAGAUUCUGCUUUCUACUGUCGGCUCCAGAGUCCUGCAGGUCUUCUGCCAGGAGACUCAGGGGACUAAGCUUCCAAUUCUGCACUGUAACCACUUCUGACCCCGCAUCUUUGCCUUCAGUGAGAACCUCUGAUAUAGCAUCAGAGGACACCUCGUUCGGGCGAUGUCAGCAAAAGUUACUUCGGACACGCGGAUCAGAGCUCCAGAGAUCCAGAGAUUGCACAGGAUCGCCAUGCUGUUCUCGCUAAGAGACUGCUCUGCUGCUCGACUGUAACUGCAACUGUAACUGCCCAGUUGCUGACGACGGUGGAGCAUCGGUCUGAACUCGGAUGCAAGACGUACCCAGAGCUGAUCUGAUCUACUCUAAUCCGGCUGCUGCUUGGUCCAGCGAUCCCUGUUUCCUGCUUCGUCAACAGCGCUUGCUUGCUUGCUUGCUUGCUUGCGCAUGGUCGUCAGUGAGAAGACAGCAUUGCUGCCCAUGAUGUGGAGAAUCUUGACUCCGGGGAAUUAUUCGUCGAUGACUCAAAGUCCUUACCUUCGUGGAGUUGAGAGUUUUCGUGGAAGUCUUGCACGCCCUGUUGCCACAUGCUGAUUGGAUAAGAAGAACGAGGUCAAACUCCACGCUUUGCUCAUGUCAAGCUCAAGUUCGGGACCCGACUUCGGUUCUCAAGUCGACCAUUCUCAAGUGUCAUUCCUCGGAAAAUCCGAAAGGGACAAGGCGUCGGGAGCUCGAAAUUCGGAAGCAAAAUUAGACAAGUUCUCGAAUGAAUGAACGAAUGGUUAUGUUUCGAAUCACUGUUUACUCUCGUGUCCGCCAACACACUCAGAUGCACAGUGAGUGUCAACGGAGUGUUGCAUCAUCUGCACUUCAAGCAACCUCGAGGACCAGUCCCGUCCAAUUCCGAGUCACCGUACGUCCGAUCGACUGGCCUGGCAGUGGUCCCGGAGAAUCGAAAUCUCAGAGAAAAGAAGAAUGCGAAAGUGGCCUUUGGGGGCAUGGAGCAUCUUCUUUUGGACGACAGUUCCGAGUCCAGAAUUCAAUCAAAUCCAGAGUGUCGGAUCGGUGUCGAAUUCGACGUCCGUCGAUAGCAAUGUCCCAUUUGGCCUUCUCCUCGUCUUUGCUGUGUGCCAAAGUGCCUUUGCUCUUCUUUCUUUGCCAUGGCUUUGUUCACUUUUGGAAUAAAGUAUUUUUCAUCUUUCCAUUUGUUUGGGA